Messenger RNA from Rotaria sp. Silwood2, 305 nucleotides. NCBI's taxonomy places the organism in Eukaryota, Metazoa, Rotifera, Eurotatoria, Philodinida, Philodinidae. The record is from the annotation of a GenBank genome assembly.
AUGAAUGAAAUCAUUCAGAUCGAUUCACUUUAUGCUGAUGAAUAUGUUCCCGAUAAACUAUAUGUACUUGUUCGAGAUAAUUUAGUAGAUCAACUUAAUGAUCGCCUCUCUAAUCUAACUAAUCCAACCCAAUAUUUAACAUCUGUCAGUUGGCAUGGUGAAGAAAAGUUAAGUUUAUUAAUGGUAGCUACUCUAAAUGGGUACGACGAAAUAGUACGAAUUCUAUUUGCUCAUUGUGAACCUCAACAUCAAGUAGAGUUAGAAGGAAAAGUAAUCAUCUCCGAGAAAGAUAUCAUUGAUGGCAU